Molecule: messenger RNA, 429 nt
Organism: Strongyloides ratti
Lineage: Eukaryota; Metazoa; Nematoda; Chromadorea; Rhabditida; Strongyloididae
Exons: 2
Coding region: 1-429 (142 amino acids)
Source: RefSeq, a predicted model, not a curated record
AUGCUAAACGUAUCAGGAGAAGAUUCUCUUUCUAAUGUCACUAUUAGGAUAUGGAUAUCUGAAUUCAAUCAUGAAAAAACAAGCUUAGAAGAUGAUCCAUGCAGUUUCGCUUUAAAACUGCAACGACCAAAGAAAUCAUUAAAAAAGUCCACAAAAUGUGUAGCUGAUUUUUUAUCAAGAGCAAAAAGUUUUGAACUUCCAGAAGAUAGUUUUGAAAUACUUAAAAUAAAUGUUUUAAUGGAAUUAGAUAUACGAUGUCUUCAAGCACAGGAUGAAGAUAUGAAAAAUUUACCUAAUCUUAUAGAAAACAAUGGAAUAUAUGGUAUACAACAAGGAAAUCAAUUUAAACCUUAUUUACCUAUAAUUGAACUGGAACGAAUGUGUUUACAAGUCCAUGAACAUAGACAUUUCUCACUGGAAAAAACAUGA